Messenger RNA from Colletotrichum phormii, 552 nucleotides. Its product is annotated as ADP-ribosylation factor GTPase of the ras superfamily. The transcript has 4 exons. Lineage: Eukaryota; Fungi; Ascomycota; Sordariomycetes; Glomerellales; Glomerellaceae. The record is from RefSeq and is a predicted model, not a curated record. The coding region runs from base 1 to 552 and encodes 183 amino acids. Gene Ontology annotation, molecular function: GTP binding; GTPase activity. Gene Ontology annotation, biological process: intracellular protein transport; vesicle-mediated transport. Gene Ontology annotation, cellular component: cytoplasm; plasma membrane.
AUGGGUCUCGCAUUUUCCAAGAUCUUCGACAAGCUUUGGGGAAAGAAGGAGAUGAGAAUUCUGAUGGUCGGUCUUGACGCCGCCGGAAAGACUACCAUUCUCUACAAGCUCAAGCUCGGUGAAAUCGUCACGACCAUUCCCACCAUUGGUUUCAACGUCGAGACUGUCGAGUACAAGAACAUUCAGUUCACCGUGUGGGAUGUCGGUGGUCAGGACAAGAUUCGUCCUCUGUGGAGACAUUACUUCCAGAACACCCAGGGUAUCAUCUUCGUCGUCGACAGCAACGAUCGCGACCGUAUCGUCGAGGCCCGUGAGGAGCUCCAGCGCAUGCUCAACGAGGAUGAGCUGCGCGAUGCCAUUCUCCUGGUCUUCGCCAACAAGCAGGAUUUGCCCAACGCCAUGAACGCCGCCGAGAUCACAGACAAGCUUGGCCUCCACUCCCUGAGACAACGCGCCUGGUACAUCCAGUCCACCUGCGCCACCUCCGGUGAUGGUCUCUACGAGGGUCUCGAGUGGCUUGCCACCACCCUGCGCAAGGCGGGUCACCAGUAA